Orycteropus afer afer is the source of this 3156-nucleotide messenger RNA. Lineage: Eukaryota; Metazoa; Chordata; Mammalia; Tubulidentata; Orycteropodidae. The record is from RefSeq and is a predicted model, not a curated record.
AUGCUGCCCUCGGGGCGGGCCCUGGAGGAGCUGCUGGUCCACAAGGAGGAGGAGUGGCGGGCGUUGCAGGCCCACCGCGCCCAGCUGCAGGGCUCUGCUCUGCAGGACACGCAGCGCCAGCUGGAGGAGGCGCAGGGCCGGCUGCGACGUCUGCAGGAGGACUUCGUCUACAACCUGCAGGUGCUGGAGGAGCGGGACCGCGAGCUGGAGCGCUACGAUGCCGCCUUCAUCCAGGCCCGGCGUGCGGAGGAGGCCCGGCAGGCAGAGGCCAGCGAGCUCAAGAUCGAGGCGGCCAAGCUGAGGCAGGCGCUGGCCCGCGAGGCCCGGCGGGUGGAGGAGCUGCAGGAGCAGCAGCAGCUGAUGACGCGGGAACACCGCCGGGAGCUGGAGCGUGUGCACAGUGACAAAAAUGGUGAAAUGGACCGCCAUCGGGAACAGUAUGAAAAGCUCAAGUGGAAACUGGAGAGGAGACUCCAGGAGUUCGAUGGGGAGCUUGCGUUGCAGAAGCAGGAGCUCCUGCUGGAGUUUGAGUCUGAGAUGCAGAGAAGGGUGCAUGAGUGCCACCUGCAGGCCGACGCCAUGAGCAGUGUGGUCCUGACGCAGGAGCUCAAGAUGAAACUAUUGAAGAAGGAGAUUGAGACCCUGAAGGAAGCGAGCACUGAGGCUGCAGAGUCUCUGCAGAGAACGGAGAUGACCGUCGUGGAGCUGGAACAUGAGGUGGCACGCAGGGACCGUGAGCUGCAGGACCUCACAGCCGUGAAGGAUGCCCGGAUCAGGGACUUGGAGGGCAAGCUCUGCUCUGUGCAGCUGACCCGGGCCAAGGAGGAAGAGACAUUCCAGAGGAAGCAUGAAGAGCUGGACCGUCUGGCCAGGGAGCGUGAGGCGGUGCUGGCCUCAGUGAAGGAGGCCCACACUGAGCAGCUGCGGGCACUGGAGGCCAGGCUGCUGGAGUUACAGGCCCACAGUGAGAGCCUGGAGGUGCGACUGCGCGGGGCCGAGUGGGGACAGGCCGAUGCUGUGAGGGACCAAGAUGCCAUUGCUGCCCGCCUCCGAGAGGAGGUCUCAGGCCUGAAGUCUGCUUGGGAUGCCCAGGUUGCCCAGCUGUCCAAGGAGGCCGUUUCCAAGGACCUGCAGGUCCAUGCUCUGCAGGAGGAGGUGGUGAAGCUCAAGGCCCAGACAGCCCGGCUUCAGCAGGACGUUGGCAGGUACCAGGAGCAGCUGGCGGCGGCAGUGACCAGGGAGCAGAGCCUGGAGCGUGAGAAGGUACAGCUGGUUCUGGACUGGCAGCGCCGCUGUGACGCGGCCGAGCGGGACCAGUACCGCAAGUCAGAGGACCUGAUCCAGGGCCUGGCUGCAGCCCGGGAGCAGGCUACCGCCAAACUCCAGGAGGCAGAGCGGAGGCUGUGUGACAAGGAGGAGGUGCUGAAGGCCUUGGCCCUCGAGAGAGACCAGGCGGUGAAUGCAUUGAGGAUGCAUGGGCUCCUUCCCGAGAAGGAGGCACAGACACUCCGGAGGCAUCACGAAGAAGAAAUAAGUCAAGGUUUUCCAUCAAGUGAGAUCCAGCGGUUGCAAGAGCAGAACAUGAACUUGAGGGAUGCUGUUGCUCACAUGAGGAAAGAAAUGGAGGCUGUCAGUGAUCAGCUUGGAGGAGAGACCUCAGAUGCAAACCAGCCUGAUCCCCAUGCUGUCUCCGACAUUGCCCCUCCCGAUCAUGUUCUGGCCCUUGAAGCAGAAAUACGAAGCCUAAAGCAUAAAUUCAAAACACUGGAGGAACAAUUGGAAGAUGUCUUAGACCCUCCAAAGAUGACCUCUUCACAUGCUGACAUCCAGCCUGGGACCUGUGCUGCUGAUGAAACCGCUGGGGACAGGCCUGUCCCCCGGGGGGGUCCUUGGCAGGCCGAGCUGGCGCCCACUGUGCUGGCCUGCAGCAAGCUCGCGGGCAGGGUCCAUCUGCUGGACUGCCUAGUCUCCAGGCUUCGACAAACGGUGCUACAGAAGCCCCCAGUGAUGGAUGCUGUCCGACUCCAGCUGCCCCGUGAAGUGGACCAGGUGCACAUGGAGGUCUCGGAGCUGGCCUUGCAGGUGGCUGAACUGGAAAGGCAUCUUGGUGCUACCUGGAAGGAAGGAGGGGAUGUGGCGGGCAGGACACAGCCACAAGCCCUGGAGGCCACAGCUCUCAGGAGACAGACACGGGACAGGGACUCAGCAGUAGGCUGCCGCACUCAGCCUCUGACCAAAACAUCAGCAUCACUGGAGCCGGAGCCGUCCACCACGGCUCGGCCAGCUUUGGAGGUGCUGCUUUGGAAGGUGCACCAGCCUGGCCUGCGGCGUGUGCCCGGGCCCCAGCGCCAGCACCAGGAGGGCAUGGCAGCACGCCUGGACACCUGGCAGGACAGGCUGUGCUUGUCCGUCCAGGGCUCCGGGUGGGUGCCCUGCCAGGCAGGCGUGAUGUGGCUUUCCCAGGUGGGGGGCCAGGUGGCCCAAGGCCCUGCAGGUGGUGAGUCCCACAGCACCAAGCCGAGGCCUGCACCGCGAUCCCCAGAGCGCCGACUGCAGCGGAAGCUGAGGGCCGCAGCCUGGAGCAUCAUGCGCCUGCAGCAGCAGAACGAGCAGCUGGUGGAGGCCGGAAACCGGCUCCGUGCAGGGCUGGGCCGUCCCCGGGGUGAGUGGCUGCGGGGCCCGGGAGAGCGAGCAGCCCUUGCAGAGCGGGGUCCCACGGCGACACGUGGGCGCUGGUGGUUCCCGGAGCACCGUACCAGCGCCUCUUCUGCCACCGUUGCUGGUGCUCCGCCCCUUGAGGCUUCCACCCCUGGCUCCCGGAGAGCUCCAAACCGGCCCAGAAUUCCCACUGUGACUUGUACAUCAACCCGUCAGAAAGAAAACAGGUCCCCAAAGCCACCGCUGGCCCAGGAACUCCACGGGGAGAACGGCCCCCACAUCCAGAGGUCAUUGUCAUUGGACAGCAAGUCCCUCCAGGACACAUGGAAGUUACUAGAGCUGGGCUCCAGUCCUUCUGGCCCCACCUCCCAGGGUGACUCAACUCCAGGUAGGAGAAACGGCUUCCCUGGGCUGCUGCAGCUCUGUGGGUGCUGGUGGGAGGCACCUAGUGGCCUCCUUCCCGGGCUUGAGAGGGAGUGCCUGCAUCCUUCCUACUGA